Molecule: messenger RNA, 4727 nt
Organism: Daphnia pulex (common water flea)
Lineage: Eukaryota; Metazoa; Arthropoda; Branchiopoda; Diplostraca; Daphniidae
Exons: 5
Coding region: 225-4412 (1395 amino acids)
Source: RefSeq, a predicted model, not a curated record
ACUGCGGUCGACCGAUAGUCCGGUUCUCCGAUUACCAAGGCGGCCAUUAGCUAUGGACAUGGCAGUAUGGCACAUGGUUAUGGACAUUGGCUUGGGGUUUCAGUUUUUGAACUUUGGAACGGUUUGGAAAUUGAAAUUGAGAAAAAAUUCUCGUCCCCUUUGCUCUAUUUCGGUGUUUCCAGUUGUUUAGUGCUAUUUGAAAUCCAGAAAAAAACAGAAGAAUCAUGAAUUCUUCAUCAAAAAUUGAUAGAAAAUGCAUAGCUGAAGCUGUUUUGCCAUCGCAGGAGACAUUAUUAGAUUUUUCUGCUGGGUAUGUGUUACCUGCUGAAAUUUCUCUACCUUCUAUUAAGCUCGACAAAAUUGGAAAUAUCAACAUACCUGUAUCCCUCCUGAAUGCUAAAAGAUUAAAGGCUUUUUCUGAAAAACAGCUCAAUGCAGAUGCCUCGCCAACCCUAUUCCCUUCCUCACAGAAACACACUUUUGAAAUAUGUUCUGAUAAAAUCCAUUCAACACUAGAGAACAUAGACAUGAGUUCUCUAGUCAUCAAGAUGUUAGGAUUACCUGUUACUAAAACAAUGGAUUUCAAAGCGAAGCUUGAUAAGCUGAUGCUGUUUGAGGUAGAUGGGCAGUACACUCAUACCUUUGAUUCAGACAAAGAAUUCGGAACAUUCGGUACGGCGAUUCUUCAGUUACCCGUAAUAGGCGGCCAUGACGGUGGAAACUUCUAUGUGAAAUAUAAUGGAAGGCAAGCCAGUUACGAAGAUCAGGUUGAUUGCCAUAAGCGCUUCUCCUUGUGUUCAUUUUACAACAGCUGCGAGUAUGUUAUGAAUCCCGUUACGCGAGGCUGGAAGUUGACGCUCGUCUUCAACCUGGUGUGGACCAAUUCCAGCAUUGUGAUCCCAGCCGAUUUUCUAGUUUUUCUCAACUCACAGAAGAAAUUAGAAUUAGCACUCCUGCCUUGGAGUCCUCAGCGAAAUGAAGAUGACUAUUCCACCGAAGUUCAACAAUGCCCAUUGCUGAGAGAUAACAUCAAAAUCCCCGUGAUUACUUGGAUCGACGAGAAAAAAGUUGCGUGCUCUACAGACCAACCAUUUGGAAUUGCGUUAAAUGAUUCUGCUGAUAACGACGUUUGCUCGUUGAUUAAGAAAAAAUUAGACACGGAUAUUGAGGAUUCUGAAGACUUUGAGGAUUCUGAAGACUUUGAGGAUUCUGAAGAUUGUGGAGAUUAUGAAAACUCUGGGGAUUCUGAAAACGAAUACUCCUGGGGAGAUGAAAAACAUUUCAAUUGCGAUGUUAACAACCCAACAAUGGUGAAGUGUGAAGAAGAUGUUUUGUUUUUUGUUCUUGAUGAAAAGUAUUUCGAGAAUAGACUCAUGUUUCAUCAUCUUCGAGGAAGUGAUCGAAUUCUGGCUGACCUUCUCCGACGCUGCCCUCUUAUCGACGUGCAUCUGGCGAAAGUCACGCAUACGAAUACAAGGUAUAGAAAAUCGUAUCGUCCCUGUAAUUCCGAAGAAACGUCGUCAACAAAAAUUUCGAGUUGGAUAGAUUCGAACAGUGCUGUCAAAGAUCUCAAUAUCGACGAGCUUAACUGGAACGAGGAAUGCGUUGGGCCCAUUCGAAACUUGCUGGAACCAUGUAGCAUUCAACCAGACAAGGAGAACAAAUUCAAGAGAAAAAAUUACGACCAAUGCAAUUGUCGGAAUAGAUGCCUCGGCAGUUGUUGGGGACAGCUAAUUAGAAUUCGUCAGAGGAUUUACUUUCAUGCAAUACUGGUUAUAUGGCCUAAACAUCAAUCCAUCGGAAUGUAUUGUCGGUAUGGACUCGGUAUGUUUUUGGACUUACUUGAAAGUUCUUUGACUUCCGCUCUUGGAUGGCAGACGCUCACUCAUCAACAGCUCGCACAAGAUUUAAAUAAUGCAGUUGCAUAUUGCUGCAACUAUCCCGAAAGAAUCUGGACCCAGUCAACAUUCACUAACGGUGAGCUAACGCUGAGAUUGCUACGUCUCUGCAACGCCUUGCGUGCGCUGAAAGAAGGUUUCAUGAUAUUGAAGAUGCUUUGGACCGAAUUCGACACCACAGCGAAGCAAAAAACCUUGAAAACUUUUGAAGGCAUUCAGAAUGAACAAGUAGCUCAAGAAGUUGUCAAACUCAUGUGUCAAAGCAAUGGUCGGGGCGAUUGCAUUGAUCUUUUAAAAGGAUUGAUUACUACUCAUCGCAUUAUCAACCAAUUCGUACCGAUCAUCAAAAUGAUUCAGUACUUUCUUGGCGUCAAAUGCGUGAAAGGAGCUAUGCUGGUUGGAGAUUGUGUAGCGUCGUCGUUGGCCAACAUUGACCAAAAAGGAGCUGCCGUUCUCAAACAGUCGGAUGUAGCCUUGUACGUGGAUGCAAUCGUUUCUUUGGAAGCCUACCCGGAAUCCUCCAGUCAAGAAAGACUAGCAUCGUUGGUCUCUCUCUUCUCCAAGCUUCCCUCGACCUCACAAUGCAGUUUGGUACUGGAAUUAGGUGCUCAGGGUAACUCGCGCUUCAUGGGCGCAUUCAUGGGCACCUGCCAGUUUAUUUUCCUGAAAAUUUGCGAGACUUUCUUAUCCUGCGAGUUACUUGUUCCCUCCUCUCCAGACGCUCUUGGGUUGCUGAAAUGUUUUAUUCGACUUGGAAAUCCGAAAUGGCUCGAGUCUUUGCUUUACAAAAUGAUAAAUGUUCCAAAUCAAGAAGGAACGAUUGCAUUGUUGAAGCAAUUGCUUUCGUAUCGAUCUCUAUGGAAACUUGCCACAACAUCGGAAUUAGGAAAAACGGCUCUAACAUCCAUUUUAAAUCGAUACUCCACCCUGUUACUCAACACAUUGUCAGCCAUUGAAAAGAAGGUCCAGCCACCCUCAAACUUUAAGUGGAACAAGAACGGCAGUUUGCUACUGUCUAGCGUGACUGAGUACAUACAGUUUGUGAUAAAAGUGAAACGGAACCCUAAACUAGCAGAUCUCCAACCAAUCCCCUCCAUCUCUUUAUUGUUGUGUCAAAUGAACUUUGACCAAAUGUUGUACAUCCUUGAUGACUUCCACACAUCCAGCAGCAAACGUUUGAAUACGUACCCUUGCUAUUUCGACAUGGUGCGUGAAAUCUGCAAGGCUUUAGUGUCUGCAAUGAAGAAAUCCAACGUAAUGCAACACAGAAAUGCAGUUUCGAAAAUGGUCAGGCGCUUCCUUAAUUUUCUCGAUAAGUCGUUGUCGCAAUCGCUGCUCAAGGAAGUGUGUGUAAUUGAAGCCGCUGGAUGUUGGUCCCUCAAUUUUAAAUACGGAUUUUUCCUUGAUGUCAUCUCUUCAACUGAAGUUUGGGGUAAACUGGAUUCUGAUACCAAAUUGGCAAUUUUGAACACCUGUGCUAGCCUCAUCGAGUCAUGGAUAACUGAAGAAUGCAACAGAUUGGAUCAAUACUCCUGGGAUGAGAAAACCCAAGAAGGAGAAUUCUCCAGUUGCGCUCAUUUUUUUAUCUUGAUUGAAGAGCAUCGGUUUGAUCCCAAACAAAAGAAUAUUAUUGGAUCCUUUCAACCGUAUUUGAAAAAAAUGCCACGCCUUCAUCUACGGAGUUUAAUGCUCGACCUUCACAAGUUGAUAGUCACUAGGAAACCUAGCGUAAAGAAAUCACCAUCUUGCUUCGUAUUCGUAUUGUUUAUCGCGGUGUGCCGAAAUUUUUUCAGUCGCCCUUUUUUGUUGGACUACGUUUCAAAAGAAGAUGGAGACAAAAUGAUUAAUUGCUUGUUGUUCAUCGACGACGCUCGUUCUUGGGAAAGAUUUGCAGACGAAAUUUGUUCCUUCCGAGUUAUUACAGACGAUAACCAACCCUUUCAGCGGACAUUGUUGAAUAUCAACAUCCAAGAAAUCACGAAGUCGCCUCAUGCUUCUGCUGCUAUUAUACGCAUCGCGGAAAAUUGGGUGUUCAAAUGGAAAUCAGUAGCAGAACCGCCCUUCACCUGGAGUAUGCCGAAAGCUGUAAUACCCAACCUUCCUCAAGUACAAGAAUUUCUUCGUUCCUCCGAAAAACAAUUGAUCUACCCAAUAGAAAAAAGGAGACAUUUCCUUAGUUUUAAAGAGGAACUAAAUGAAAAUAAUCAUUUAAUGAGAUUCAGUGUUUCAGUGUCUGAUUGGAACAAAGCUGAUGGUCCGAACAAAGGGUAUUGUGUUAUUGAAAAAACAAGAGAAUACCAUGACAGUGUGGAACCUUUUCGAAGAUUGACAUCAGAAAUGGGAGAUGUGCAGAAGUUCCGUCAGAGUCUCAGCCAGAACCUUGCGGCACCCAAGCCCACAGGGAAAAGGCAAUUGGAAUUGGGUUCCUCGUCGUCGACGUCGGAUGAGGUCCUCAUUCUCUCUCCUCCUAAACGCAGUAAGCCCAACAUUCCAGUACUCGAUCUCACCAUUUGAUUUAUUUGGUUUGAUUUCAUGUUUCAUUUUUAAGUUACUUCUACUUUUAUUGGCUUCAUAACCGUUACUUUUUAUGUGUUGCUAUCUCUUAAGUCUUCAAGUCUUGAUCUGAAAGGCAACGUCAUUUGUCAACCAAGUUUUUUCUUUCCGUGUCCAACAUAUUAUUUAGAUAAUAUGCCUUAGAAAUUUCAACUCUUUGUCUUUUAGUUACUGUUUACUUUGUGUGCUGGAGUAUACUCUGAAUAACUGCGGAUGUUGCUGUUUCACGCGCCAUUUUCACGGUUUCUCGUUUCUUUUCAAUAGAAAUUCUUGAAU